UUAUCAUUCGGACUUGCAGAAGCCUGUGUUGGAGUUCUGUGACCGACGAGCUAGAUCAACAUGAGAGUCUUGGCAGCUAUCUGCGUGUUCGCCGUCGGCGUGAGCGCACAGGUUGGGCCUGCAGGCAUCGUGAGCCCCGAUGGGGUGAACACCCAGUUCUCCCACGACUUCGCCCAUGACAUUGUGCUGGUUGGACCCGCUGGCAUCGUGACGAAGUCUGGCGCCAACCGCCAGCUUACCCACGGAGAGGCCACCCUUCAUGUUGCCACAGCAGCUGCUCCCCUCCCCGUGGCUCAGUUGGUGUCCCAUCGUGGCGUGGUUGGCCACUCUGGCAUCGUUCGGCCUGAUGGCAAGAACGUCCAGUUCACACAGGCUCAGGCUGACAACAUCGUGCUGGUUGGCCCCUCUGGCAUCGUGACCAAGGACGGCUCCAACAUCCAGCUGACCGACGACCUCCACUUCGUCCAGAAGCGCGAUACCUAUGGCCAUCUGGUGGGAGCCUCAGGAAUCGUCACCAAAGAUGGCCAACUGAUCCAGUUUGAACCUGGUGUGUUUGUGGUCAGCGCUGGUCCCUCUGGCGUCGUUCUGUCCAACGGAAAGAACAUUCAGCUCAACCUUUGCCACCAUAUGCUUAAGAUAUCGAAGAUCAACAUGAGAGUCUUGGCAGCUAUCUGCGUGUUCGCCGUCGGCGUGAGCGCACAGGUUGGGCCUGCAGGCAUCGUGAGCCCCGAUGGGGUGAACACCCAGUUCUCCCACGACUUCGCCCAUGACAUUGUGCUGGUUGGACCCGCUGGCAUCGUGACGAAGUCUGGCGCCAACCGGCAGCUUACCCACGGAGAGGCCACCCUUCAUGUUGCCACAGCAGCUGCUCCCCUCCCCGUGGCUCAGUUGGUGUCCCAUCGUGGCGUGGUUGGCCACUCUGGCAUCGUUCGCCCUGAUGGCAAGAACGUCCAGUUCACACACGCCCAGGCUGGCAACAUCGUGCUGGUUGGCCCCUCUGGCAUCGUGACCAAGGACGGCUCCAACAUCCAGCUGACCGACGACCUCCACUUCGUCCAGAAGCGCGAUACCUAUGGCCAUCUGGUGGGAGCCUCAGGAAUCGUCACCAGCGAUGGCCAACUGAUCCAGUUUGAACCUGGUGUGUUUGUGGCCAGCGCUGGUCCCUCUGGCGUCGUUCUGUCCAACGGAAAGAACAUUCAGCUCAACCUGUAAAUUAUUUUUUCCAUUCUAAUCUAAACAAGAUUUUUUUUUAAACCAUCCUAUCUCGAUCUGGUGGCUAAUUUAGCAAUUUGAUGAAUUUAUAUUUUACCAAAUAAAGAUUUAUAGACAA
Penaeus monodon (black tiger shrimp) is the source of this 1330-nucleotide messenger RNA. RefSeq lists its product as uncharacterized. Gene Ontology annotation, molecular function: structural constituent of cuticle. The coding region runs from base 61 to 1212 and encodes 383 amino acids. NCBI's taxonomy places the organism in Eukaryota, Metazoa, Arthropoda, Malacostraca, Decapoda, Penaeidae. The record is from RefSeq and is a predicted model, not a curated record. The transcript has 5 exons.